This is a messenger RNA of Rhododendron vialii, 785 nucleotides long. Its product is annotated as large ribosomal subunit protein P3-like. The transcript has 2 exons. Gene Ontology annotation, cellular component: ribosome. Gene Ontology annotation, molecular function: structural constituent of ribosome. The record is from RefSeq and is a predicted model, not a curated record. Lineage: Eukaryota; Viridiplantae; Streptophyta; Magnoliopsida; Ericales; Ericaceae. Bases 154 to 519 code for a protein of 121 amino acids.
AAAAACCUAUUUCGCGGAAGCACACUCUUUAUAUCGUACUAGGGUUUUCCAAGUCCUCCGUUCGCCUACAAAAAGCGCACAUACAACAACUAGGGUUUUCCGUAUUCCUGCUGAACUCGGCCGCACAGAGAGAGAGAGAGAUAGAGAGAGAGAAUGGGAGUGUUCACGUUCGUUUGCAGGAGCUCAGGCGACGAGUGGAGCGCCAAGCAGCUAAAGGGCGACGUGGAGGCCUCAGCCGGGUCCACCUUUGAGUUGCAGAGGAAGCUCGUCCAGGCCGCUCUAUCCUGUGAUUCCUCUGGUGGAGUCCAGUCUUCUUUCUCCUUCGUCACUCCCUCUUCCGCUGUCUUCCAGGUGAUUGUUGGCGGCGGUGGCGGCGGCGGUGGUUUCAUUGGAGGCGGAGCAGCUGCUGCUGCAGCUCCUGCAGGUGGGGCCCCAGCUGCAGAAGCACCUCCAGCUGAGGAGAAAAAGGAAGAGAAAGAGGAGAGCGAUGACGACAUGGGUUUCUCACUCUUUGAUUAGUAUUGCAUUGCAUCUCUCCUUACAAUGCCCCGACGUUAUCAAGUUUUGAAUCUGUCCUUUGCAUGUUCGAACAUCUGAUGCAUAGUAUUGUUGGUCUUCAGUUUGGUGUUCACAUUUGUUGGUUUUCAAACGUAUUUUUAGUUUCUUGCUUUAGCUGGUUUUUGCAUACCUUUAUUGUCUAGUGAGUUGGUUAAUGCUGCUGUGAACUUAUUUUAGUUGGAGACCUAAAGGUUGAUAAAUGCGACGUGAGUUUUAGGCCUCCGAAA